AUGAAUUCUGCUGGUGAGACAGACGCCGUUUCGAAUCUUCUAAAGAAGCUCCACAAGGAACUUCCUAGUGAAAGCGUGCUUUGGUUUGUCAAAUGUUGGCUGGACAGCCCUGAGACACUAGCGGAUCCUGAUGCCUGUGUUCUGUCUCGUGGUGAUGCCAAGGGUCGCAUGCGCCGUAUUGACGGAGGAAAAGGCUCAGACAAAGUCAGUUUAAGGAGUAAUGAUUUUAAACUUUAG
This is a messenger RNA of Protopolystoma xenopodis, 237 nucleotides long. The record is from the annotation of a GenBank genome assembly. NCBI's taxonomy places the organism in Eukaryota, Metazoa, Platyhelminthes, Monogenea, Polystomatidea, Polystomatidae.